UUGACCCGUGAAGUGAAGAUGAGUUUUUCUUUUCCUUCUCUUUUUUGAAUAAGAGUUAGCUGAGUGAGUAAAAUUCAUCUCAUUCAUUUCCCACUUCUCACUCAAAAUUCAAAAGUCAUUUUCUUUCAACUUUGCAUUGAAAGAAACCAAAAACCAAAACCAAAUCCAAAUUCCAUCUCUUCUCAAUUUCGAAAUCAAGAUUCUCUCACGCCUAUUAUUUAAAUGAUUUUCCAUAUCUAAACCAUUUGUAUAUUUAUAUAUCUUUCAUUUCUAAACUCUAGAGACUUGCAAGGAAUACUAUUCUUAAAAGUAAUACUAAUAAGUAAAUUGUGAAUUGCACAUGUUGGGUUCUCAAGGUUUGGUUCUAGCAACUGCCAUGGUUGUUUCAAGCACACUUCUUUUUCUAACUUUCUCAAAGCAAAAGUUUCAACUUUCCGGGAAUCAUGAUUCUGAACAAUCUUCUGAGAAAAUCCCACCUUCUUGUUUAAGCUCAGGUAAUGAUAAGGAAAAGAGGGAAAGAAAUAAGAAAAAGAAAGUGAAAUUUGCUGAGAAUGUGAAAGAGCCAAAAGGGAAUGGAGAAGAAUUCAGGAAUGGGUAUAAGAAGAGGAGAAGAAUAUUGGAAAUGAAUAAUAAUAAUUGCAGGAAUGAGAUUUCUGGGAUUCAAAAAACGCCUAACAAAAAUAAUAAUCGUAUAGCUCUGUACAACGGUAUCAUUAAGGAUCGUACACAAAGGCUCCAGUGUUCUUAUUGAUCACUUUCCAUAAUUUCUUCAUUUCUUUUUUUCUUUUUUUUUUUCAAUUAAAGAUUACCCACCAAAAAAAAUACCAAAAAAAAAAAAAAUCUUGGUUUCUGUGGUUGUAAAUAUUUUGUUCAACUCAUGGAUUUUUUUUUUUCCUUAAUGAGAAAGUUUGGUCAUGCCUUCAUUUUUUUUC
Cannabis sativa is the source of this 932-nucleotide messenger RNA. RefSeq lists its product as uncharacterized. Bases 341 to 751 code for a protein of 136 amino acids. NCBI's taxonomy places the organism in Eukaryota, Viridiplantae, Streptophyta, Magnoliopsida, Rosales, Cannabaceae. The transcript is spliced from 2 exons. The record is from RefSeq and is a predicted model, not a curated record.